AUGAUAAAGAGAAGAUUUUACAAGCUAGAGCAUGGUGAUAAAGACAGUGGAUCCGACUCCUCUUGCUUCUCUUCUGAUUCCGAUCCUGAGUCUGAAGAAGAAUCAGAGCAUUCCGAAUCCGAAGACUCAGUUGCACAAGGUUCAGAUGAUUCCGUCUCCGAGGGUGAAGAAGGAGAAGAAGAAGAAGAAGCUGCUGGUGACGACGAUGCUGAUGUUGAAGAAGAUGAUGAUGAUGAUGACUUUGAUGGAGAUGCCUAUAGAGGGAGACAUGAGAAGACAUCUAUGCAGUACGGCUUAGAAGAACCACCGGAAGAGGAGGAAGAGAACUAUAUUUUAGGUUGUAUGAUUAAAUGCAAAUCUGUUUACAAAUGCAGAUAUUGCCCAAACACUAUUUGUUUGAAUGAGAGAACUAUGCAAGAACAUGUCUCAUCCAAGAAACAUGCUCGUUCUGAGAAACUUAUGAAAGAAGAGAAGCUCGGAACCGAUGAUGAUGAUGAUGAUGAUGAUGAUGAUGAUGAAGAUGUUGAUGAUUCAAAGAAGCCAUCUCAGGAGAAGCAGAUUAAAGGGAACAGGAGAUCACAAAGAAAGGGCAAGAGAUCUCAAAAACAAGGAAAGCUCAGAAGUGAUGAUGCCAAAGUUGAUGAUCCUAAAACGCCAUCUCAGGAGAAGCAGGUGAAGGGAAACAGAAAAUCACGAAGACAGGGUAUGGUGUCACAAAAACAGGAAAAGGGUUCGUCGAUCAAGGAUGGAGAAAAGGCAGAUGCGACGCCAAAAUCUAGAAAGAAAAUGCGUCAAACUAAGGAUUGAGACUAGUGUGUGUAUCUCCAGCAAUAUGAAAGAUUCAUCUUUUCUUGAGGGACAGGUGAAGGAAACAUAGGAGUAGAAGUGGGUUGGCUGUGACUCAGUUUAUGCGCUUUUUUACUUGCAAGUUUUUGUCUACAAAAUAUGUUGCUUGUAACUGAUAUAUGGUUUUUUGAUUAAUUGUGAGUUAUAUACAAUUCUUGUGUGUUUCGGUUUUAUGCAAUUUGGAUCUUUCGAGACU
Messenger RNA from Eruca vesicaria subsp. sativa (arugula), 1042 nucleotides. The record is from the annotation of a GenBank genome assembly. Lineage: Eukaryota; Viridiplantae; Streptophyta; Magnoliopsida; Brassicales; Brassicaceae.